AUGGCACCAUCCUCAAUCAUCAUCAUCGGCUCCGGCGUCUUCGGACUCUCCACCGCCCACGAACUCUCCCACCGCCCCGCCUUCACCACAACCACAAUAACCCUCCUCGACGCCCACCCCUUCCCCACGCCGCACGCCUCCUCAAUCGACUCAUCGCGCAUCAUCCGCGCCGACUACUCGGACCCGCUGUACGCCGCGCUCGCCGCCGAGGCCCAGCACCACUGGCGCUGCGCUGACAUCGGCGUCGGGGGCGUAUACACCGAGAGCGGGCUCGUCCUGGUAGGGGAUGACUGCGAGUAUGUCGCGAAGAGCAUGCGCAAUGUCGUGGCGCUGUUUGGCGCGGAGAAGAUACAGCCGCUGAGUGACGCCGCGGCGAUUCGCAGGGCGUGUGGGACGGGGGGAGUGACGGGUGCGAGCGGGUAUGUGAACCGGGUGUCGGGGUGGGCGGAUGCAGAGGCGGGGAUGCGGCGUCUGCGGGAAAGGGUUGAGGAAAGUGGGAGGGUGCGGUUUGUGGUUGGGGAGGUUGUGGGGCUGCUUGGUGGCGGGGACGGGGACGGGGACGGGGACGGGGACGGGGACGGGGACGGGGGCGUGGUGGAGGGGGUGGUGCUGAAGGAUGGGACGGAGAUGCGCGCGGAGCUGACGGUGUUGGCGGCGGGUGCGUGGUCGCCGGGGUUGGUGGAUCUGGGGGGGAGGGCCGUGCCGACGGGGCAGGUCGUCGGGUAUGUAGACCUCACCGAGGAGGAGCAGAGGAGGUACGAGGGCAUGCCCGUGAUCCUCAACUUCACCACGGGCCUGUUUGUGCUGCCCCCGCGCGGGAGGGUGUUGAAGGUUGCGCGCCACGCCCUCGGGUAUACGAGUGCCUGCGGGCCCGUGACGGGGCGCGGCAUCCCGCAGGAGGGCGAGGAGGCGCUGCGGGCGGCGGUGGCGGAGAUGGUGCCGGCGUUGGCGGGGAGGGGGUUGGAUAGGACGCGGUUGUGCUGGUAUACGGAUACGCCGACGGGGGACUUUUUGGUGUGCCAUCAUCCGCAGAGGAGGGGGCUGUUUGUGUGUACGGGGGGCAGUGGGCAUGCGUAUAAGUUUUUGCCGGUGCUGGGGAGGGAGGUGGUGGAUGUGUUGGAGGGGGUGGAGGGGGCGAGGUUUGGGGAGAGGUGGAGGUGGAGGGAGAGGGUGCGGGAGGUGGUGACGGGGGAUGGGAGUAGGGGGGGCGUGGGGCAGGUGGUGCUGGAGGAGGCGUGGGGGGCGGCGAGUGAUGGUGUGUGA
Messenger RNA from Morchella importuna, 1263 nucleotides. RefSeq lists its product as uncharacterized. Gene Ontology annotation, molecular function: L-pipecolate oxidase activity; proline dehydrogenase activity; sarcosine oxidase activity. The record is from RefSeq and is a predicted model, not a curated record. Lineage: Eukaryota; Fungi; Ascomycota; Pezizomycetes; Pezizales; Morchellaceae. The transcript is spliced from 2 exons. Bases 1 to 1263 code for a protein of 420 amino acids.